Chinchilla lanigera (long-tailed chinchilla) is the source of this 933-nucleotide messenger RNA. RefSeq lists its product as uncharacterized. The transcript has 3 exons. The coding region runs from base 1 to 840 and encodes 279 amino acids. Lineage: Eukaryota; Metazoa; Chordata; Mammalia; Rodentia; Chinchillidae. The record is from RefSeq and is a predicted model, not a curated record.
AUGCAGAGCAGCGAUUGGCCCACCCGGGCGUGGGUUGGGGAGGGCGGGGGAGGGCAGGAUCGAGGAGGUAGAUGGAAAAUAGGAGGGGGUGGCUCGGCAGAGGGGGGUUGUCAUUCAGUCCCCACCCCUGCCGGCACAGCUUUUUCCUCUCCUGCCAGAAAAGCCGACCACCAACUCUACUACCCUUGCGGCCCGCACGCAGCCCGGUGCACGCAGGAUCCCCAGCACGGCGCGACCUUCCCCGGGAAUUUCACAUUGGGAAUGGUCAGGUCCGACGCAAUGCAGGCGCUGGUGUUCCUGGCAAAACUCCGGGACGGGUGUGCUCCUGUGCUGUGGCACAGAAUCCUCUACCCUCGCCCUGCUCUGCGCCUCCAACCCCUCCCGCAGAGAGCUUUCUGCAGUGCGACUGGGAGAAGGCGGUGCGGAGUCUCGGUCCCUCUUUUCCCUACCACGGGAGCCGAAGUUUCCUUCCAGUCGGAUUAUUUUGAAAGGUUUGCAACUGACUUGGGAAAGGUUCUCCAUGGUGGCGCCCGGCAGCUCGAAGCAGGGGCGUGCGCGGCCCCCAGUGAGCCUAAGCGCUUCGAGCUGCGCCCCGGAGGCGCUGAGCCCAGCGCCGCGGAGAGGAGGCAGCCUGCAGCUUGGUAUUGCUCCUUCGCGGAGUCGCCUAGGAGCCUGCGAGGAGCCAGGGCCGCCGCUGAUUGGCUCCUCGCUCAGCCUUGGGCCCGCCCCCUUCGCACUGCCGUGGCUCUGGCGCCGCCCGCCCACGCCGCCCACCGCUUUCAUCAGCGCGGGGAUCACAGCUCCUUUGUGGCUACUGCGAGGCGAGGCUCUGCGGGGUAGCCCAGGCGGCACAACCAUCCCGGCAUGGAACUAGUUAAAUCCCUCUCCAGAUUCAGACCCCAGCAUUCCUUUCGCAAAAUAAAAGUGUUUGUU